Mycena citricolor is the source of this 1183-nucleotide messenger RNA. Lineage: Eukaryota; Fungi; Basidiomycota; Agaricomycetes; Agaricales; Mycenaceae. The record is from the annotation of a GenBank genome assembly.
CCGCCACCACCUUUGCUUUUCUCCUCCGCUCUGCCAUCUUCACAUCCUAAUCCGCCACGCAAUCCUCGCACCACACUCCUUUGCAAAUUUCAACAUGCACCCUACCCGCGUACUCGCCAUUCUUCUCGGUCUCGGAGCAAGUGUGACUUUGGGUGUUCCCACUGCGCGCUCUCGGCAAGACCGUCACCGUCUUCUGGCGCGAACUUCUUUUGUCAGCGACUUGCCGGACGAUGCAUCGUCGCUCGCUGGAGUCUCCGACGUCAAUCAAGACGCAAUCGUGCUACCACCCAUUGCAGAAGUUUUCUCCCUCAUCGCGGCCUCUGCUUCCGGUUCCCCCACUUCAGUCAUGGAAGCUUCAUCGGCCCAGCUUGCUCCCACUCAGUCAUCCACUCAACCGGUGACCUCGCCCAGUGCGUUACCAUCGCCCUCAUCUCACGAGAUCACUGGAGACGGCACUCACGGCCACCAUAAACUGGUGUUUGUUGGUGCUCUGGUGCUCACUUUAGUCGCAUUCAUCAUGUCGAUCUUUGGGUUCUCUUAUAGCCGACAUCGAGCCUCCUUGUCUAAACUUAGUGAAUAUCAAGAAGAGACGCGCCACAAGUCUCUCGCGGUGUCGGAGCUGACUGAGAAAGCACGGGACUCGAUAAUCGUUCAUAUCACUCGCAACUCACGCAACUACCCACGAAGUAAAUUCUCAAUCUCCUCAUCGGAUUAUCCCCUCUCUCUGCAUCGAUCUUCGUCAGCUUCGUCAUCCUCUUACUCUGACUCGAACUCGAAGAUGGAAUCUGACAACAUGGAUUCGGAUUGCGACAUGCGAGAGCGGCCUGCGAGCGAUGUCGUUGUGGACCACCGUGGACUGAUGGACCCAGCACACCUUUUCGCACUGCGCGCUUCAUCAAUGGCUGCUCAGCGACAUUCGAGAGCUGGCAGCGAACCUACGUUUGGUGUGCCCCGCUUCGAUCACGGGCGGAGGGAUCACAGCCGGCGCUCCCGUUCAGUCUCUGGGAUCCGGGAGGAUUGGCUAUGAUUAUAGCUUCAGAGAAAGAACCAAUGUACUUGUAUGCGUGGUACAGCCCUUGUACUGUACUAAGUUGUAGUCUAUGAUCCAAUUACGCGGCCGUUUGUGUCCAUCUGCUCCUAUCGGUUCGAUCUGGCGCACUGGAUAGCACAUGUUUUCCAAAAU